CACCAAUCUGGGCCGCCUGGUUAAGGACAUGAAGAUCAAGUCCUUGGAGGAGAUCUACCUGUUCUCCCUGCCCAUUAAGGCGUCUGAGAUUAUUGACUUUUUCCUGGGUGCAUCUCUAAAGGAUGAGGUUCUGAAAAUCAUGCCAGUGCAGAAGCAGGCUCGGGCUGGCCAGCGAACCAGAUUCAAGGCUUUUGUCACUAUUGGGGACUACAACGGCCACGUUGGUCUUGGUGUUAAGAGCUCCAAGGAGGUAGCCACUGCCAUCCGAGGGGCCAUCAUCCUGGCCAAGCUUUCAAUCGUCCCAGUGCGGAGAGGCUACUGGGGGAACAAGAUUGGCAAGCCCUACACUGUGCCAUGCAAGGUGACAGGCCGCUGUGGCUCUGUGCUGGUGCGUCUCAUCCCCGCCCCCAGAGGCACUGGCAUUGUCUCUGCUCCUGUGCUCAAGAAGCUACUGAUGAUGGCUGGUAUGGAUGACUGCUACAUUUCAUCCAGGGGCUGCAAUACCACCCUGGGCAACUUUGCCAAGACCACGUUUGAUGAGAUCUCCAAGACCUCUAGCUACUUGACCCCUGACUUCUGGAAAGAAACUGUGUUCACCAAGUCUCCUUAUCAGGAAUUCACUGACCCUCUGUGAAAACCCAUACCAGAG
Molecule: messenger RNA, 649 nt
Organism: Rattus rattus (black rat)
Lineage: Eukaryota; Metazoa; Chordata; Mammalia; Rodentia; Muridae
Product: 40S ribosomal protein S2-like
Exons: 1
Coding region: 29-634 (201 amino acids)
Biological process (GO): translation
Cellular component (GO): cytosolic small ribosomal subunit; ribosome
Molecular function (GO): structural constituent of ribosome; RNA binding
Source: RefSeq, a predicted model, not a curated record